This is a messenger RNA of Candidula unifasciata, 1114 nucleotides long. Lineage: Eukaryota; Metazoa; Mollusca; Gastropoda; Stylommatophora; Geomitridae. The record is from the annotation of a GenBank genome assembly.
UAUAACGGAAGCGCUGCACGCAGCAAUGGCGAAGGAUACUCGAGUCAGCUUUGAUCCACCAGCUCAAGCGCCAAAUAAACCCAACAACAAAGCUCGCCAUGGGCGAGGCACAGAGAGACAAAUAUCCUACGAAGACGCCGAGAACUGUGUCAACGAAAUGAGCGAGUCUUUCCCCGCUUUGAGCACCCGCGCACAGAGGCUGAUGCGCCAAGUAUCCGGGUCGUUUAACAAUAGAACUAUGAAAGUGGCUCUGAUUCUCUCAGUAAUUUUAAACCUCCUACUAGGAAUUCCUUUCGGGAUCUUCUUCGGCUUCUGGAUGAGCCAGAAAAACGAGGCAUCUUUGAGUCCGUCGUCUAGAGAAGCUUCCUUGUCGUCAUCGUCUUCGCUGGACUCUUUAAAGCGAUUGGUUGGGGAGAAGACAUACUCAUUGCGAGAACUGUGCUUUCCAUGUUCAGACACUGACCUUGAACUCGACAACAGGGUCAAGGUUAACUCUAAAAAUAGCAUUUGUUGCACAGAAGAUAAAAUCCUACACGUGCAGGAUUCGCCUUAUUAUUGCGUCUCCGGUGACGUGUUUCGAAGGAGAUGCAUGGGCGGCGACCUGAGUCUGCCUGUAGCCCUGCCUUGCAAGAGUGGAUCAGAGAGCCGAGGGGCCGAAUCCGCAGCCCAUCUCAUGUUGGACGUUGAUGAAACCAAAGCCAGAAUGAAAAACCCAUCUCAUAACGAAAUCCCUCUGGUUUGGAUCACAAGAGACCCGGAGCACAGAACAUUCGUAGGUAAAGAUGUUUCCUAUUCCAGCGGUCACAUAACCAUUCAUAAAUCUGGAAAAUACCAUCUUUACAGUCACAUGACUUUGAGCUCCAAUGAGAACCCACUAUCGGAAGACGAAGGUGAAAGAAUCAUAGUCCAUUCACUUCUUUGGAAUUCCAGGGGCGUUUCCAAAAGUUUACUAUUCUCACAAGUGACUUUAAAACGAAAUGAAGUCAAAAGCACAAACAUUGAAGGUUCCUUUGAGUUGCUAGAUGGCGACGUGAUAUCGGUGUACCUCAGUCAUCCGUCGUUUUUAAAAAACAUACGUCCCGCAAACGUUUUUGGUUUAUUUAUGUUGUUAUAG